AUGUCACUUACACAUUUACGAGCUUCAUCAUCUACUACUACUACCUCAAAAUUAAAUAAUCACCUUCAUGCACCUAUAGCAUCUUCUUCAUCAACUUCAUCACUUGCAAGUACGAGUUCAAUUAUAAAUCCCAACUCAAGUCCAAAUUCACAUUCAAAUUCGAAGCCUAAAGGAUUGAAGAAACUCCGUCCAUGGAGCUUGGCAGCUCAUGCACGAAGAAAGACAGGUUGGAAUACAUCGAAUGAUAUAGGCGAUGAACGUGGACAAGAACAGGAAAUUAUACGAGAUGACUUUCCUGAAGGUAAUGAUAUCGGUCGAGGCGAAUCAUUAUAUACGAAUGGCAAUGCCAACACUAGAAUAAGGAUUGCUCCAGAUCAAUCACCGAGAAGAUCAAGUGAUACAACUCGGAAUCUCAAUCCCAAUAUUCAGAUAGGAUCAUCGAGGAGUGAAGGUGAACAGGAAAUUCAUGAUUGGGAUGAGGAAGAAGAAGAUGAAGAUGAAAGAAUAGAUGGAUAUAGUUGGAUUGAUCCGAGUUUCAUAGGCACAGAAAGAUUUAGAGAUACUCCUGCUGCUUCACGCCCCGAUCUGACACAAUCAUAUCCUCAAAGUCCCAACGAGACAUCACGAAAUACUUCACCAGGGAACGAAAUUGCUGAAUUGCUUGAAACACCAUCAGUCCACCCUUCACCACCCGCUCAAUUACUUCCAGAGAAUUCUUAUGCUCUUCUUUUGGCAUAUCAAAAUACGGAUUCAGGACAUACCAAAACACCUUCAUCCAAUUCUCAUGGAAAUGGAAAUGGAAAUAUAGAUGGAAAUGGAAAUAGAAUGCCACUUUCACCGACUUUACCUGGUGUAUCGACCCCUUCAGAACGGGGUAAUACAAGAGAUCCUAAUCCCGAAUGGUAUGAACUUGUCGAUCAUACAUUGAGUGAUUCGUUGAGUAAAGAUGAAUUGAAAAGACAGGGUUUAUGGUGGGAGAUGAUUAAAGGUGAAAGAGAGUAUGUGAGGGAUAUGAAGAUCGUCUGUGAUGUGUUUAUCCAACCUCUACGCGACCACGAGCCUCCUCUGCUGGCUCCCGAGUCGCGUCUCAACGCUUUCGUAGCAGAAGUUUUCAGUACCGCUCAACAGAUCUACCAUGCUCACGUCAGAUUGCUGGGCAGAUUGAUGGAAAGACAAAGGCACGAAUGGCCAUUGAUGACAACGGCUACAGAUAUCAUUCUUGGUAUUCUCCUCGAAAUCGUGGACCUGUAUGAGUCUUACAUGAAGAAUUACCCCUUCGCUGAAGCGAGAGUGCGCCGAGAACAAGAACGUAGUCCACCUUUCAGGACUUUCUUGUCGGAAAGAAAUAGUUAUGACCUUACGAGGAGAAGGGAUAUCUCCGUCUUCCUUUCUCGACCGGUUACUAGAUUACCUAGAAUCUUACUUGUCCUCGAAGCGUUAUAUAAAGUAACUCCACCUGAUCAUCCUGAUAAAGAAGAUAUACCUGCAGCAAUGGAGAUCCUUCAUGGUGUUGUAAGAUCAACUCAACCAGGAAUCGAAAGUGCAGAGAACAAAAUCAGACUGUGGAAUACAGCCGAGAGGUUACUGUUCAAGAAGGGAGAAAUCAUUGAGCUUGAUAUCGCCGACCCUAAACGAACCUUGGUACAUAUGGGAUAUGUUUUCAGGCGAGUGAGAAGCGAGACUAAUUGGCAUGGAUGGCAGGAUCUACGUGCUAUCCUGCUAGACAACUACUUCCUUCUGACUCGAGAUGAAGAGAAUGGGAAACACGUCGUUGUUUCGAGACCAAUACAUCUCGAUUUCCUCAACCUUAUAUCCGCGGAUGGUGUGCCCGAAAGGAGAUAUGAUAGUGUCUCUAGGUACCAACGAAAACCAGGUGGUCAUAUGCUCGAACCAGUCUUCCAACCUGAGAGAUUAAUGUUUCCUUUUACUAUCUCCACUUCCGGGGGAAUCAAUGGGAGAACUUACGCUUUGUGUACCGCUGAGGAAUGGAAAGAAAAGAUUGAAGGAGCCAAAACUCUUAGGAAGUUUGAUAUUGAAGGCAACCGGACUUUCGCGGUACAUACCAUCACUAUUCCUCUGGAGAUUAGAGAUUCUAUCAUGGCCGCGGAUACUUUCUCAUGGCAUAAUCGCGAGACAGUCGCGAUAGCGACAAGUAAGAGCGUCUGGCUCGGAUGGAGGAGAGAUUCCAAGACCUUUCGCGAACUGAUCAGAUACAAUUCUGGCCAUAUCAGCAUGGUUGCGGUCAUCCCUGAUUUCGGCUGGCUACUAAUCUUGACCUCUGGAUCAUUACUGGCGUAUAAUCUGAGAGAGAUGAUACCUACUUCCAAUCCCGAAACAUGGGUUUUCCAAGGUCGAAUGCAAGGAGAAAGGUUGAGUGCUCCAGAGCAUACCGUCGCUUUUGUCAGAAUUGGAGUGACUAAAGGUCGUUUGUUGGUGGUUUAUGCUGUUCAUUCAAAAAAUUCGCAUCAGACAAACCUUUAUUUCCAUGAGCCGUUGAUCAACUCAACGUCCUAUGCCUCACCAUCUUUCAGACCGUUCGGUACUAUUAUCGUACCAGGAUACGCAUCUGAUUUAUCAUUUUUCAGACAAACCGUCUCUGUCAUCACGGAGAAAACAUUCAUUGUAGCUGAACCUGGAAAUCCAACUUUUAACCCGAUUCCGACUUUCCCAGUCGGUAUACCUGAAAGAGCAACGGUAGUGAGAAUGGUCAGUCAAGCUAAACCAUUGGGAAUGUGGCAAGUUGAACAAGGUGAAUUCUUGCUGGUUUAUGAAUGGGGUGCAUGUUGGGUAUCAAAAUUUGGAGAAGUAUCAAGAAAAGGAUCUUUCUUGAGAUGGAACUUGACACCCUCAUAUGCGAUUUUCAAACAACCUUACUUGAUGUUAUUCGAAGAAUCGUCAGGCCGAGCUGAAGUGAGAGAUGUCACUACUGGAAGAGUAUGUGAAGUGAUCGACGAAAAGGGAAUGAAGAUCUUCACUCUGAGCAGGAUCAAUCAAGGUGUCGUAGCUAGAGCGAGUAGGGGGUUAAUUGAAAUUGUAGAGACUGUCCCAUUAUAA
Kwoniella shivajii is the source of this 3054-nucleotide messenger RNA. RefSeq lists its product as uncharacterized. Gene Ontology annotation, molecular function: guanyl-nucleotide exchange factor activity. The coding region runs from base 1 to 3054 and encodes 1017 amino acids. Lineage: Eukaryota; Fungi; Basidiomycota; Tremellomycetes; Tremellales; Cryptococcaceae. The transcript is spliced from 17 exons. The record is from RefSeq and is a predicted model, not a curated record.